GGCCGACGUGUUUCUCAAAGCAGCCAACAGCAGAGUCUGGUUUUAGGAGAAGGAAAAAGCAAUGGCAACAUUUUCAACGUGCGCGCACUGCUGGGCACGUGCGCGCUCCCGCUGCGUAGCGACAAGAUGGCGGUCGCCACUGGAUCAGGCGUUAAAGUUCCCCGCAAUUUCCGACUUUUGGAGGAGCUGGAAGAGGGCCAGAAAGGUGUGGGAGAUGGUACGGUGAGCUGGGGUCUGGAGGAUGACGAGGACAUGACCUUAACACGGUGGAGAGGAGUGAUCCUUGGCCCUCCAAGGACGAGUUAUGAAAACAGGAUGUACAACCUGAAGGUUGAAUGUGGGCCAGGUUACCCAGACUCACCGCCGUUUGUCAGAUUUGUGACCAAGAUAAACUUGAAUGGCGUGCACACUUCCAACGGUGUGGUUGACAUGCACGCCGUGACUCCGCUGGCCAAGUGGCAGAACUCCUACAGCAUCCGCAUGGUGCUGCUGGAGCUGCGACGGCUCAUGAUGUGCAAGGAAAACAUGAAGCUUCCUCAGCCGCCCGAGGGCCAGAUCUACACCAACUGAGCUUAUGCUGCUGCUCCUGUCAUGUUUCUCGCCUUCUUCCCCCGACUUUCUCGCUGUUUAGUUUUAAUCCCUUAAUUCAUAUGCCUGCCAUGAGACAUUCCACCCACCACCUACAAACAUACAAAUGCAGCAGAAGACUGAAAAGUACCAGAGCAGAGACAUUAAUAGCCAUUCAGAUACCUAAAUCCUGUUCAUUAGUCAUUUCAGGCCCUGGACCAUCUGUUCAGGCUGUUCCAUCAUUAGAGCUCCAGAUAUCAUUCAAAUACUGUACAUCUUACAAAUAUUUCUCGAUUAUUAAUGUUAAAAUGCUGAUUGUAUAAUAACAAACUUAUUGAGUGUUUCUCUUUGUGUGCUGCCUUUUGUAUCAUAGGAAAUGGCCGCUUAACAUGCAUUACCAUACUAAACGUGGCUUGGAGAUGAUCCUCAGUUAAGAUGUACAUAGGAACCCCAUUUUUAUUUGAUUUUUAAAUUGUUUUUUAUUUCACGUGGCAAUAAGAAUGUCUGCUCAGAUAAAUCUAGAUGUGUUACUGUGGGCUUGCAAAAAUGUAUUUGUACAGGUGCUCUUGUAAAUACAUAAUGUUUAGAAUCGUAAACAUUGUGUAUUUAUAUAAAAUAUAUCCUAAGAUGCAUUGAAUGCAAAUAGACCUGCAGUUAUAUCAUGCUUAAAAGAAAAGUGAAAUUAGCUACCUCCUUUGGCCCAACUCGAUGUGAUGUACUUGCGUAUUGUGCUCCUCUCUCCAUCUCCCUCAUAAAUCUCUAUUCAUGCA
This is a messenger RNA of Girardinichthys multiradiatus, 1337 nucleotides long. It is a transcript of the gene ube2v1, whose product is annotated as ubiquitin-conjugating enzyme E2 variant 1. Gene Ontology annotation, biological process: protein K63-linked ubiquitination; DNA damage tolerance. The transcript has 4 exons. Bases 127 to 570 code for a protein of 147 amino acids. Gene Ontology annotation, cellular component: nucleus. The record is from RefSeq and is a predicted model, not a curated record. NCBI's taxonomy places the organism in Eukaryota, Metazoa, Chordata, Actinopteri, Cyprinodontiformes, Goodeidae.